AUGCAAGUCAUUAUGCUUAUACCUUUGACAAAUUUGGGAUAUGGGUUUCAGGUAUUCUGCAUUUGUUUUGGCCGAGUAGUUCUAGACUUGAGAUUGCUGAAAAUGAAGAGGCAAAUGGAGAAAUAUAAGUCAUGUGGUACAAGUUCUGCCUCAGCCCCGAAGAUUAAAUCAUCUUCAUCAUCUCAGAUCAACGCUAUUGUUGGUGAAUCUACAACACCAAUACCUCCCCAUGAAGGAAUUUCUACUGCAACUCCGGAAGUUCAAGGAACUCAAGGAAGUGAAGCAAUCGAGCUUCAAGAUGAUGGAAGUGUGGAAAGCAUCCUUGAGGCGUUGAAACGGAAAGAAAGGUCAGAUAUUUGGAAUCAUUUUGAGAGGGAUGUGGUGGAUGGUAGAAUUAAGGGUAAAUGUAAUUAUUGUGGAAAAGAUUACUAUGCCGAUCCUAGGAAGAAUGGUACAACCUCCCUUAAUAAUCAUAUGGACAAGUGUUCAAAGUAUCCCCCUAAUAUUGAGAUGAUGAAAGCUAAAAGGCAAAAGAUUUUCUCUUUUAAAAAACUAACUACUGAGUUGUGUUGUGUACUGUAG
Molecule: messenger RNA, 582 nt
Organism: Rosa rugosa (rugosa rose)
Lineage: Eukaryota; Viridiplantae; Streptophyta; Magnoliopsida; Rosales; Rosaceae
Exons: 2
Coding region: 1-582 (193 amino acids)
Molecular function (GO): DNA binding
Source: RefSeq, a predicted model, not a curated record